Molecule: messenger RNA, 1786 nt
Organism: Vanrija pseudolonga
Lineage: Eukaryota; Fungi; Basidiomycota; Tremellomycetes; Trichosporonales; Trichosporonaceae
Exons: 6
Coding region: 58-1716 (552 amino acids)
Source: RefSeq, a predicted model, not a curated record
CUCUUGUCUCAACGCUCAUUGUAUCAUACUACCAACUCGUAUCGUAUCUUGUCAAAAAUGUCGGGCGUCAGCGUCACGCCCAGGAAGCGCACCGCCGCCGCGGCGCCGCUCACUCCAGAAACUGGUCGAAAGCGCAAGGCUGGCGCAUCCAGCAGCCCGAUGAGCCCGCUCACCCCCCUCCCUCCAUCACCCCUUGUGUAUCGCGGCCGCAGGCUGGACGUCGAUGCCGAGGCCCUGCCCACCACCUCGUCGCCGUCUCGCACGCCCAAGGGUCCACCAGCACCCAUCCCUCCCCACCUCCAGGCCCUCCUCAGCCUGCAUCACGGCCUCAACGUCGCUCUGUCACUGCACAUCGCCACACAUCCGCCAAUCCUCCCGCCACACUCGUCGACAACGACGCAGCUCCAGCUGCUCAACCUGACAAACUAUGCCGCUAUCAAGGACACCGUCGAGCGCACGUCGGGACGGAGAUUCGGCACGCAGGAGCUUGCGCGCCUGGCCUGGCUGUGGACGUGGGACGGGGAAUCGUUACCUGCCGAGUCGUCAACCAAGGCAGAUGACAACCCCUUCAUCGACGCCGCGCCCGUUACCCAGGUCGCAGGCCUGUCGUACCUCAUCACGCCGACACGCACCCUCGACCCAGUCACAGGCCGCCGCAUUCAGUCGCACGGCAUCGGUAUCGAGCUCGAGCUACAGCCUGGCGAGACACGCCAGCUGCUGUUGAACGGCGCCGAGGGAGGCCUUGGCAACAUGGGCCAGGGCGGCGGUGUUCGCGUCAUUGGGCGUUGGAAUGCUGGCGCAGAGCUGAGGGAGGAGGCCGUGAGGAAGAGGCUGGAGCAAUGGGUCGAGCUGCACGGGGGAUACACUCCAACGGAGGUGCAGAACGACCAGCUCGCCACGCCGACCACUCGCGACUCGGGUCGCUCGACCAUCCCACCGAUUCCCCUCCACCCGCUGCCCAAGCUCGGCCCUGCCGUCUCCGCAGGCAGCUUGUUCACCCUCGCCUCAAACACCUCGGACUCAGGCCCAGGGCUCACCUCCCUGCCUAAGUCGACCUCGGGUUUAUCAGAUCCGUUCGAGAUGAAGACUCCGCCGAAGAAGCCGGCUGCCAAGGGCACGCUUGAUGAGCGCCGACAGGCCAUGCUCGAGAGGGUCAAGGCCCGCUUCAGCGCCAACAAGGGCCCUACGCUCGCCGCAGCGAUCAAAAGUGGCGCGGCUGUCAUCCACCACAAGUCAACGGCGGAGAAGCAGGAAGAGUUGAAGCGCCGCAGCACGCUGAGCCGACUUGAGAGCGUGGCUGAGGGCGUCUGGAUGAUGUUCUCUGGCCCACCGACUGCCUCGCUCACCAGCACGCCACGCCAGCGCCGUAAGGCCAUUCUCAUGUCCGAGAUGAGCGAGAUGAUUGUCAAGAGCUCCAAGACGCCAAUCUCAGAAGCCGAGGCCCAAACCUCUUUGCUCAUGCUGUGCGACCUGUGCCCCUUCUUCCUAAUCUGCAAGACGGUCGCAAGGCGCGAGUGGCUCGAGAUGCCAAUGCAGGUGGCGUCGUUCCACCCCCAAUCCCCCGGGUCUGCCGACCCCGUCGCGGCUCUCCUUUCCUCGCCGACGACAGGAUCGCCACGUACCCUCGCUGGUCCCGCCAGCCCAGGCCGUGUGCGCAAGACUGGCGGUCUGCGUGAGGUGCGCGAGCGUAUCCGCCGCGAACUGGGCCAGUGGUGAUUGGCCUAGACAUAGAGAAGCAGUCAGAAGUACCUUGUAGUAGUUUGCCGCGCCGUGCGCUGCCAUAAUG